GAGGCCCCCAAAGCGUGCCCACCAAAUGGACAGAAGAAAAGCUUAGCACAGAUUUUAACUUUUAGGUCGAAGCAAACGACUUAAUUGAGAUCAGAUAAGACAAAAAACUCCUUAAGGAUGAAGAUCAAGAUGUUGAGUCGGAACCCGGACGACUACGGGCGGGAAACCAAGCGGGACAUCCAGAGAUUACCCAGGAACUAUGACCCGUCCCUCCAUCCCUUCGAGGCGGCGCGGGAAUACACACGAGCGCUCAACGCCACCAAACUGGAGCGGGUCUUCGCCAAACCGUUCGUCGGUGCUCUGGACGGACAUCGUGAUGGAGUGAACUGCAUGGCGAAACACCCGGGGUCGCUGUCAACACUGCUGACUGGGGCAUGUGAUGGGGAGAUCAAGAUCUGGAAUCUGGCCAGUCGAGACUGCAGAAGAACGAUCCAGGCGCACUCUGGGUUUGUUCGCGGGCUGUGCGUCACCCCGGAUCACAGCAACUUUCUGUCGAUCGGAGAUGACAAGACCAUAAAGAUGUGGAGCCUGACAUCCCCGGAUGCUGGGGAGGAGGAGGAGCCGGUCCAUACAAUUCUGGGGAAGAAUAUUUUCACCGGAAUUGACCACCACUGGAAGGACACGACCUUUGCCACCUGUGGGCAGACUGUAGACAUCUGGGACCACGCCCGGGCCGAACCACUCCGCUCCUUCUCAUGGGGGGUGGACAGCCUCAACUGUGUCAGGUUCAACCCCAUUGAGAAACACUACCUGGCCAGCUGUGCAGCAGACAGAAGUAUCAUCCUGUAUGACACGCGGGGGUCGAGCCCCCUGAGGAAGGUCAUCCUCAACAUGCGCUCCAACGUGAUCGCCUGGAACCCCAUGGAGGCUUUCGUCUUCACUGUGGCCAACGAGGACCAUAAUCUGUACAGUUUUGACAUCCGACGCCUGACCUCCCCAUUUAACAUCCACAUGGACCAUGUGAACGCAGUGUUGGAUCUAGACUACUCUCCCACUGGUCGCGAGUUUGUUUCUGGCAGCUUCGACAAAACUAUCCGCAUCUUCCCGCUGGACAAGGGACGCAGCAGAGAGGUGUACCACACAAAGCGUAUGCAGAGAGUGUUCUGUAUCAAGUGGUCGCUGGACAAUAAGUACAUCCUCUCCGGUUCUGAUGAGACAAAUGUGCGAAUCUGGAAGGCAAAGGCUGCUGAGAAGAUAGGCAAGUUGACACCGCGGGAAGAAUCAGCGUUGUCGUACAACGACAAACUGAAGGAGAAGUUUCAGCACCACCCACAGGUGCGACGAAUCGCGCGCCACCGCCAUGUGCCGAAGGAGGUGCACCAUCUAACACGACAGACAAGAAUUAUGAAGGAUUCGCGCAGGAGAAAGGAGCAGAACAGAAUACGGCACAGCAAACCUGGCAGCAUCAAGAAGAAACGGGAGAGAGAAAAAGUCGUGGUGGCAGAGCAGGAAUGAUGAUAGGAGGGGGUUAUUGCAGUUAUGUGUGUGGUUUGGGACCGCGUGG
Molecule: messenger RNA, 1504 nt
Organism: Branchiostoma floridae (Florida lancelet)
Lineage: Eukaryota; Metazoa; Chordata; Leptocardii; Amphioxiformes; Branchiostomatidae
Product: DDB1- and CUL4-associated factor 13-like
Exons: 10
Coding region: 118-1455 (445 amino acids)
Biological process (GO): maturation of SSU-rRNA from tricistronic rRNA transcript (SSU-rRNA, 5.8S rRNA, LSU-rRNA)
Cellular component (GO): small-subunit processome; nucleolus
Molecular function (GO): protein binding
Source: RefSeq, a predicted model, not a curated record